AUGAACCUGCUCAAAGCACGGGGUAGCAAAGCAUCAGAUCUUUCAGGUCAUAAAGGGAUUACAGUAUCUGAGAAGAAAAAAAUCCAUCAUCCGGCCAUUAUGUUCACCCUCCACCAAGACAAGCAAAAAUUUUUAUUUGCAAGUCAAACACAAUUUUCUGUGAGCCUUGAUUUGCCUUUCUCCCAGCGACAAACUGUAGUGCAGCAACCCAAAGCCAAUACAGAUAUAUGGCUAAAACAGCCUCCUGAUUUUAGCUACCAGCUCUAUAGAUCAUCUAACCCUUCACUGAAUCCACGAGAAAGGGGAAAAGGGGAACUGAAGCCAAAAAUUACCUCUGAGUUCAUAGCUGCUCCUUCGUCUCAGAAAACAAAAGGGACUUGCCCCAGCUUGUCACUUGCUUUUCCACGGAUCGGCUCUUAUGAGGCCAAAAUACUGUUUGUGGAGAAUGGCAAAUGUAAGACUGGUGUGUAUGAAGACCCCGAACCACAUGAUUAUAGGCAGGUGCAGUAUACAGCUAAUUUACCAAAUCUUGUGAUAAGUUACUCCAGACAUCCUUUAAAUCUGAAGUUAAGAUCACAGGAUUUAAACAUAGAUCCUGGACUUGACCCACUGAGAGGAAAGCAAAAGGAUUCUGAUAGGAGAUUUCUUACAUACAAGCCUUGUGAAAGCAAAUGGGAUCCACGGCUGCUACUACCAAAGAAUCCCUGGCCACCAAAAUCUGAUUCAUUUGCAGUUAGUUAG
Molecule: messenger RNA, 741 nt
Organism: Chroicocephalus ridibundus (black-headed gull)
Lineage: Eukaryota; Metazoa; Chordata; Aves; Charadriiformes; Laridae
Gene: C2H7orf78
Exons: 5
Coding region: 1-741 (246 amino acids)
Source: RefSeq, a predicted model, not a curated record